Molecule: messenger RNA, 2364 nt
Organism: Pseudo-nitzschia multistriata
Lineage: Eukaryota; Bacillariophyta; Bacillariophyceae; Bacillariales; Bacillariaceae
Source: the annotation of a GenBank genome assembly
GAAUACGUACCGUAGCAUUGAGAGCAGGGGUCAUGAUUGAGAGACGUUCACGGAGCUCCCAAUAGGUUGUGGAAUUUUAUCUUUCAUCGCAAUCCAGACAACACAACAGAGUAUUUUSCAAAGCAUCAUAAACCUCAAGAAAUUCGGAGUCAUGGAGGAUAGUAGACAAACGACGAAGCGUUCACUUCAUAUCAUUGUCGUUGUUCUCGGGGACUUGGGAAGGUCUCCGCGAAUGCAAUAUCAUGCUAACUCACUUCUGAGAGAAGGCCAUACUGUCUCGCUAGUUGGAUACACUGGAGAGGUGAGAAUUCGUAAGCUAUAUUGUUCUCGAAAUCAACAAUAUUGAUGUAACGUUACUGAUUUGAUUUGUGCUGCAUUUUUCUACGCGGAAUACAACGCCAGGAGUUAAUUCCUGAAUUGCAAGAAAGCACGGAUGAUAGAUUGAAUGUGGUCCGAUUUUCUGUCCCCUCGCCUAGCAUUAUGAAGAAAAUACUACCGAUUUAUCUUUUUUGGCGAAUUCUGAGCCUCUGUUUUUAUCUAUUGUACGCCCUCACAGUCUCUGUGCCAAAGGGAUUUUCCAAGAUGAAACGUGUCGAUGGAGUAUUGGUUCAGAAUCCACCUGCAAUGCCCCUCCUUGUAGUCGUWUAUUUGUACUGCAGUCUCAUGUCAAUGUUGAGGGGAUACAGGCCAGCGUUCAUUAUCGAUUGGCACAACCUGGUAAGCCCAAAAUAUUCUUUUCCUUUURUUUGUGCUGUAUAUAUACUAUCAUCGAAAGACUCAAGUUUCGAUGUACUUCAUGCUAAAAACGAUUUGAAAAAUUGUAUACGAAAGGGAUUUACAAGUAAGUAGCAAUAGUACGAUGCAGCUUAUUUUAUCAGAGUUUCAGAGAAGGAAUUGUUUCGCUCUAAUAUAUUUGGUACAUGAUGUUAUUUCAUAAACGCUUUCUUUCUCGAUUAAUGCUGUUGCAGUGUUGGCUAAAAGCAGCAUGAUUUUCGCCACCAUAGCAMGAUUUUAUGAACAACUUAUGGCACCAUUGGCAACAUCUCACUUGUGCGUAACCGAUGCCAUGAAAACAUUCAUUGAAAAACAAUUCAGAAUAAACGCUUCCAAAAUUUAUGUGGUGCACGAUUGCCCCAGUUCUAUGUUUUAUCCUCGCUCCGCGAAGGAUAACCAUGCAUUAAUGACAAAGAUUCACGGGAAGGUUUGUGCUGGAUGCCCACGAUCUUGGUAUCAGCAUUUAGACCCAWGUUAUCAGACGCUUUUCACAGAAAARAACUUGAAAGUUGGAACAAACGAAUUCGAUGAAUAUGGUCCCCGAAGUGGUCGGCCUGCGCUUAUCACUAGCUCAACGUCAUGGACGCCGGACGAAGACUUUGGAGUUCUGUUGAAGGCGCUGGAACGACUCGACGGGACCUUAACUGAAUUAAAAUCGUCACUCAAGGUGGUAGUUGUAGUAACUGGAAAAGGGCCACUGAAAGGAUUUUAUCAGAAAGAAAUCUCGAUGCUCAAAUUCAAACACGUUGCUAUAGUGACACUUUGGCUAGAACCUGCUGACUAUCCGCGACUACUGGCUUGCGCUGAUGUAGGGAUUUCGCUUCAUACGUCCACCAGUGGGAUCGAUCUCCCAAUGAAAAUCUUGGAUAAUUUUGGCUGCGAAGUUCCGGUAUGCGCUUUUAAYUUUCCAUGCCUUAAGGAACUAGUCGAGGACGAUGUAAAUGGCAAAAUAUUCAAUUCCAUUUCCGACUUGCAUGACCAGCUACUCGUUCUUUUGAGUCCACUGGAUAAGUAUCCUGGGUCGUGGCCGCCACAUAGUUUUGGAGACCUCGCAAAAUAUAGUCGAAAAUUGAUGGGACGCAAAAAAUGGGACUCUAAUUGGAAAGAAAAUGCGCUUCCUGCAAUCCAUUGCUCCGUGACUCUAUAGGCGAAGGAUUCRUGGAUUUUUUCUAUCUCAAUAAAUGGUUUGUUUGAAUCCAAGACAAGUAKUUUGAAUGUAACUCUUGAAGUAUCAACGCGAGCGUAGUGUAGCAUGUCUUUCCAUCACAUCGUGGAUCAUCAAAAGUAUGUGUCGUUUACGUGAACAAUAGUGUGAAUGUCUCUACCAUGCACGAUAGAAUCGAGAUCRMCUCCUGUCAGAAAGAGCAUCCCAUUUCUUGCAGGAAAACCAUGUACUCAUGCCCAUACUUGCCUUCACUCUGUUUACCACAUUGAAAAUUUUGAUUUGACUAGUACUCACACCAAUUAUAGUAAUCACCAGCACUACUGAUGGAAAAGUUAGAAUCCAAUGGCAAUUAUKAUAGUUUCCAUCUGGAUGUAUUGUUUCUUUAGUUUAAUGAAUUUGUAUCAAAAUAGAAAAACAGGCAGCCA